This is a messenger RNA of Melospiza georgiana, 7020 nucleotides long. It is a transcript of the gene CENPE, whose product is annotated as centromere protein E. Gene Ontology annotation, biological process: microtubule-based movement; mitotic cell cycle. The transcript is spliced from 45 exons. Gene Ontology annotation, cellular component: microtubule. Gene Ontology annotation, molecular function: plus-end-directed microtubule motor activity; ATP binding; microtubule binding. The coding region runs from base 1 to 7020 and encodes 2339 amino acids. Lineage: Eukaryota; Metazoa; Chordata; Aves; Passeriformes; Passerellidae. The record is from RefSeq and is a predicted model, not a curated record.
AUGGCGGACGAGGGCGCCGUCACGGUGUGCGUGCGAGUGCGGCCGCUCAUCUCCAGAGAAAAUGCCUCAGAUAAAGUGUCCCUGCACUGGAGAAGUGAGAAUAAUACUGUUUCCGACGUGAGUGGUACCAAAACAUUUAGUUACGAUCGUGUCUUUCACUCAAGUGACAACACUCAGCAGUUGUAUGAUGGUGUAGCUGUUCCAAUUAUACAGUCAGCUGUGCGAGGCUAUAAUGGCACAAUUUUUGCUUAUGGACAGACUGCUUCAGGGAAGACUUACACAAUGAUGGGGAAUGAAGAUUCUGUGGGCAUUAUCCCUAAGGCAAUUCAACAUGUGUUCAAAAUUAUUUGUGAGAUUCCAGACAGAGAAUUCCUGCUAAGGGUUUCAUACAUGGAAAUCUACAAUGAAACAAUUACUGAUUUGCUUUGCGAUACUAGGAAAAAGAAGCCCCUGGGAAUUCGUGAGGAUGUUAAUAGGAAUACAUAUGUAGAAGAUCUGAUUGAAGAAGUGGUGGUUGCCCCAGAACAAGUUAUGGAAUGGAUCAGAAAAGGAGAAAGAAAUCGCCAUUAUGGAGAAACAAAAAUGAAUGAACACAGCAGCCGUUCUCACACUAUCUUCAGAAUGAUCAUUGAAAGCAGAGAACGAAGUGACCCUGCAAAUGCAAACUGUGAUGGAGCAGUCAUGGUUUCCCACUUGAACUUGGUAGAUCUGGCAGGCAGUGAAAGAGCUAGUCAAACAGGAUCUGAAGGUGUUCGACUGAAGGAAGGCUGCAAUAUAAAUCGGAGCCUGUUCAUUCUGGGUCAAGUUAUCAAAAAACUUUGUGAUGACCCCUCUGGCUUCAUAAAUUACAGAGACAGCAAGCUGACUCGAAUUCUGCAGAACUCCCUUGGAGGAAAUGCUAAAACAGUUAUUAUUUGUACAAUUACUCCUGUUUCUUUUGAUGAGACACUCAGCACUCUUCAGUUUGCCAAUACAGCCAAAGGAAUGAAGAAUACACCAAAAGUCAAUGAAGUUCUUGAUGAUGAUGCCCUCCUGAAAAGAUACCGCAAAGAAAUUCUGGACUUGAAAAAGCAGCUGGAGGAAGUAUCUUCAAAAACUCAGAUUCAUGCAAUGGAAAAGGACCAACUGGCCCAGCUGUUGGAAGAAAAAAAUUCUCUUCAAAAAGUACAGGAGGACAGAAUACGAAACUUAACUGAGAUGCUGGUGACUUCUGCUUCCUUUGCCUCAAAAGAGAAAGUUAAAGCCAAGAGAAGAAGAAGAGUUACUUGGGCUCCUGGUAAAAUAAACCAGGCAAACGUGAGCUUUUUUGAAGACUUUGCAAAUGCAAUGCCAACUGAAAAAAAGAAAAUGAAGUUGUCUCUGCCGGCAGUACCAGAUGUGGAGGAUUCUACCUUAGAGAAUUCUGGGUAUGACAGCCAUAGCCUGAUGGUUCCUGAUCAAAUUUCAGAAGAAGAUUGGAUUGCUGGUCCUAACGUGAAUUGGACCCAGAAAGACUUUGAAGAAUCUGUGCAACUCUGUGAAGCAUUAGCACUAGAAAAGGAUAUUGCUGUAAACGAGGUCAACGUCCUGCAAGCUAACUUUGAUAAUCUAGUGCUGGAAAAUGAGCAGUUGAAGUCAGAAAUAAAUGAACUGAAAGAGAGACUGAAGGAAAAAGCAGAAAUAGAUGAAUUUGAAGCACUGGAAAAGCAAACACAAAAAGAUCAUGAGAUUCAACUAAUGCAUGAAAUUACCAACUUAAAGAAUCUAAUUUCAAAUGCUGAAGUGUACAAUGAGGAACUUGAGGCAGAAAUAAAUUCCAAACUGGAACAGCUGAAGGAGAAAGAGAACAAAAUAAAAAUAUUACAGAAUCGUGUGGAAGAACUACAAAAAGCAGAAGUGGAAAAAACGGAGACAUCUUUUGCACUGGGAGAUUGUGAUAAACUAACUGAAAAAAUUCAGCAGCUGAAUAAAUCCCUCUUAGACAGUGAAACUGUAGCCUUGGAUGCCAAAAAAGAAUCUGCUUUUCUCAGAAGUGAAAAUUUGGAGUUGAAGGAGAAGAUGAAUGAACUCUUAAAUGACCAUAACCAAAUGCAAAAGGAUGUCCAGUUAUAUCAAAGCCAAAUAGAAGCGGGAAAAGCCAGUUACCGAAAAAUGCAAGCUGACUUGCAGAGAGAGCUGCAAUUUUUAUUUCAAGAAAACACAAGACUAACUUCACUGAUGGAGGGUAAAGUUCCAAAAGAUUUGUUUUCUCGUGUGGAGCUGGAAAAAAAGGCAGCUGACUUAAAAGGAGAACUAGAAAAUGCUUUGAAAGAGAAUGCACUUCUACAGAAACAAGUAAAUGAGCUAUCAGAAUUUCAAUCGCUACCAAAUACAGUUGAGACACAAAAGAAAGAGAUUGUUGAAAGAUGUGAGGAGUUACGCUUAUUAAAAUUGGAAAAUGAAAAGCUGCUUUCUGAAGUAGCUGAUAAUGAAAUGAGACUUAAACAUAUGUCUGAAGAAAUUGAAAAAUCAAAAGACAAUCUCACAGAUGUACAAUUGAAAUAUACAAAGUGUGAUGAGGAAUAUGUAGCACUUAAACAGCUCCAUGAAGAAAUAGAACAAAAAUACAUUGCUGCAUCAGAAACUAAUGAACAAAUGAAGCUCCAAAUAGAAUGCCUAUCUAAAGAAGCACAAGAGUCUAAAACAAUUUUGGAUGAAGUGAAAUUAGAGCUCUCUAGCAAAAUGAAAGAACUGGAAGAGAAAGAAGCAGAGCAAAAACAACUUCUUGAGCUAAGAGAAAAUCUUGUUCGGACUCAGCAGAAGUUAAAAGAACUAGAGCAAUUAAAAGAGAAGGAAAGGAUUAGUGAAGUGAGACUGGAGGCCAAAGACUUGGAGAUCCAGGCAGUCUUGCAGCAGCUUACAGAAUGUCAGGAAGAAAUAAAAACUCUAACCCAGGAAAGAGAUGACCUGAAGAAAAAAGAGGAGUUUCUCCAAGCUGAAACAGAGCAACUCAGAGAGGACAUAAAGGACACUGUUUCAAUGAACAUCUUGGCACAUGAAGAUUUGAGAAAUACACAGAAUUCUCUGAAGGAAUCCCAAAAAUCUGUCAAGAAGUUGGAACAAACUGUUUCUGAAAAAGAAUCUCAGAUUCUGAGUGUGGAAGAGGCACUAGGGAAAACCAUUAAAGAACUCCAAAUACAGAUCUCAGAAAUGACAGAAGAAAUGAAAAUCAUCACAUCAGAGAGAGAUCAGCUUGCUGAGGAAAAAUCAGAAAGUAAUACCUGUAGAGAAAGUGAUCAGCUUCAGGUGCAAAAGGAACAAAUCAUUUUCCUUACACAAGAGAACCGUUCAUUGCAGGACAAGCUGGACAGUUUACUUUUGAAAACAGAGGAGUGUGGGGAAGGAACUUGGAUACCACAGACUCAAGGACAAUCUAUGGAGCAAGAGUUAUUGCUUCUGAGAGAAGAGCUGAGCCAGGCACAACAGAAAUUGCAUGAAAUGGAGGAAGCAAAGGCCAGUGAAUAUCAAGGAGAACCUGAAAAAAUGGAGAGAACAGAUGUUAUUCCAAAACCACAUGACUCCCAGGAAGUCAGCAUCCAGACUGAAAGAGAUGAUGAUGAAUUUAAAAUGCAACUGGAAAAUCUCCAGAAUGAGAGAGACCAGCUAAGAGAAAUGCUACAGGAGACAAUUAGCAAGAACUCAGAGAUACAGGAGGAGUUGAGAUGUACUCGUGAAUGUCUUGGACAGCAGCAGGAGAAGAUUGUGGAGCUGAAAGGAAGUAUUUCAGAGAAAGAAAACCAGCUCUCAAAGGUGCAAGGGGCAUUGAAGGAGAAAACUGAUGAGCUGCAGCAGAAGCUCACUGAAGUCACUGAAAACCUGACUCGUGUCUCAGCUGAGUAUGGCGACCUCCUGGCAGAAAAGCAGCAAACUGAAAGGGCAAUGAGUGAGCAGCUUGAGAGAAUCACUUCACUUAACAAGGAGAAGGAUGAGCUUCAGCACAUGGUAGAGACUUGUAAGGAAAGGGAAGAACACUUGUUACAGGUUCAGAGGCAGUCAGAGACUUUGAAGGACAGCCUGACAAACAAGAUCUCAGAAAUGACAGAAGAAAUGAAAAUAAUCACAUCAGAGAGAGAUCAGCUUCAGGUGCAAAAGGAACAAAUCAUUUUCCUUACACAAGAGAACCGUUCAUUGCAGGAGAAGCUGGACAGUUUACUUUGGAAAACAGAAGAGUUUGGGGAAGGAACUUGGAUACCACAGACUCAAGGACAAUCUAUGGAGCAAGAGUUAUUGCUUCUGAGAGAAGAGCUGAGCCAGGCACAACAGAAAUUGCAUGAAAUGGAGGAAGCAAAGGCCAGUGAAUAUCAAGGAGAACCUGAAAAAAUGGAGAGAACAGAUGUUAUUCCAAAACCACAUGACUCCCAGGAAGUCAGCAUCCAGACUGAAAGAGAUGAUGAUGAAUUUAAAAUGCAACUGGAAAAUCUCCAGAAUGAGAGAGACCAGCUAAGAGAAAUGCUACAGGAGACAAUUAGCAAGAACUCAGAGAUACAGGAGGAGUUGAGAUGUACUCGUGAAUGUCUUGCACAGCAGCAGGAGAAGAUUGUGGAGCUGAAAGGAAGUAUUUCAGAGAAAGAAAACCAGCUCUCAAAGGUGCAAGGGGCAUUGAAGGAGAAAACUGAUGAGCUGCAGCAGAAGCUCACUGAAGUCACUGAAAACCUGACUCGUGUCUCAGCUGAGUAUGGCGACCUCCUGGCAGAAAAGCAGCAAACUGAAAGGGCAAUGAGUGAGCAGCUUGAGAGAAUCACUUCACUUAACAAGGAGAAGGAUGAGCUUCAGCACAUGGUAGAGACUUGUAAGGAAAGGGAAGAACACUUGUUACAGGUUCAGAGGCAGUCAGAGACUUUGAAGGACAGCCUGACAAACAAGAUUCAACAGUUAACUGAGACAUUAAAUAGUGUCUCAUGUGAGAAGGACCACUUAUUAGCUGAAAGAACUAAUCUCUCUUUACAACUUAAAGAACAAAUCUCAUCAGUUAGUCAAGAAAAAGAUGAGCUACAAAAACUUCUUCAGGACGUCAGGUCUGAGCGGGACCAGCUCAAGACAGAAUUGCAAAGAAAUUCUGAGAUGUAUGUUGAAACAAAGGCAAAACUGGAAGAUGCUUUAGAACAAAUGAAGCAGAGAAACCUGAACAAUAUGUCCAUUCAGGUAAACCCAGUGGAUAUUGCAGAGCAGGUGGCCAAUGACAGCUUGACAGACAAAACAUUGAAAAUUAAGGAGCUUCUUGAGAAAUUCCCAAGUAUGGGGAAGAGAUAUGAAUGUCUCUCUACAGUGUCUCUUAAGCUGAAGAGUGAACUGAACAGUCAGAAAGCACUGCUAGCUGUGAUACUGCCUCAGCUUCCACUGGAACAGAGUAAACAAGUCAAAAUGCUUCAAACUAAAAAUGAGGAUAUUAACACUCGUCUCCAGAAAUUAUUGACCAAAUUGAAGCUUCUCUUCAGCUCUGUUUGCACAAAGAGAAGAGAAUAUCACACUACUGUUCACAAGUAUGAAAUGGAAUUGCUGGAGGAGAAGAGAAAACAAGAUCACCUACAGGCCCAGAUUCAGUGUCUCAGGAACAUUAAUUUGAAGCAGAAUGAAGUAUCAUCUCAAGAGUUAAACAGCUGUGAAGGACUGCAGAGUUUCUACUUGGAUGCAGAGAGCAUUCUCAAAGAUGUAUCAGAAAUGGAAAAUGAACUUCUCUGCAUAGAAGCAGAGUUAGACCAGGAAGCAAGUGCUAGAAAAGAAACAAUACAGUUCUGGGAAGUUUGUUCAGAAACUCACUGGGAUACAGAGGAAUUGAAAGAAGAACUAAAGAAAGAUAAUGAAAGACUCCUGCAAAUCUUUAAAUUCUGGACUCCUAAAGUGAAGAUACUCCUUGAACUUUCUUCAGAACUGGAUGCCAGAACUGCUGAUUAUAGUAAAAAUGCUGAUGUUGAAUUAAAACAAAGAAAAGAGAAAAAUGAAGAGUUGCUUCAGGAUCUAAACACUCUAAAAGAAAAACUGGCCCCUGGUGGCUCUGCCAGUCUGGCAUUAGAAGAAGAAAAUUAUAGGCUUCAUAAUAAAUUAAAGGCUGCAGAACAAGAUAAAAAGGCUAUGGAAGUAAAAAUUCAGAAGUUAGAAAAUGUAAUAAAUGAAGUGGGAGAAAGUAUCAAAGAGAGAGAUGACAGGAUAAGCAAGUUACAAGCACAGAUGAGAAUAAGAACAGAGACAAGUGAGCUCACCCAACUGCAAGCCAAACUGAAUGAGAUGGAUAAUUGCCUCAGGACUGCCUUAAGAGAGAAACAGAGUCUUCAGGCAAAAUUAGAUGAAGGUGCUGAGCUGUACAAAGAAGAAAUUGACCAUCUCAAAACACAAUUGGUAAAAUGUGAUCUGGAAAGAAUGAAACAAUCCAACUCCUUUGAAAGGAAACUUGCUAAUUAUGAAGCCCUUGCAGAACACCAAGAACAGCAGUUAUCAAAGCUAAAAGAAGAACUGAGGAGAGCAUACCAAGAGCAAGAUGUUACUGUGCUGAAAGAAGCAGAUCCUCAGCAACCCCAAAAACCCCUUACUUGUGGUGGUGGCAGUGGUAUUGUGCAGAGCACACAAAUACUUGUUCUAAAAUCUGAACAAGCCAAGCUACAGAAAGAGAACUUGCAGCUGAAGAAACAAAAUGACCUUCUAUUGAGUGAUGAACUUCAACUGAAAGAAGAACUCAGGAAAUGGAAAGAAAGAGCACUAAAAUUGAGAGAACAAUCCUUAAGAGAAACUACUCAAAAGACAAUACCAAAGUCUCCUAAGAAGGCAGUGUCAUACUUCUUUAAAGAGCAAACACCUUCACCCUGUAAGGAAACUGUUUCUCAGGAAACAGUGACUCAGGACCUACCAAAACCUCUAAAUCCGACUCGUCCAACAAAUUUCUUUGAUAAUUCCAACUUGGGUGUGCUAACAGAUACACGACCUGAGGGCAGAGAGUCCACACAAGAACAUCUUAGGCACUUCUUUGGGGCUCCAGACAGAGAUAAAGCCCCUGACUGCAAAACCCAGUAA